Epinephelus lanceolatus (giant grouper) is the source of this 7092-nucleotide messenger RNA. Its product is annotated as forkhead box protein N3-like. Gene Ontology annotation, biological process: regulation of DNA-templated transcription. Gene Ontology annotation, molecular function: DNA-binding transcription factor activity; cis-regulatory region sequence-specific DNA binding. NCBI's taxonomy places the organism in Eukaryota, Metazoa, Chordata, Actinopteri, Perciformes, Serranidae. Gene Ontology annotation, cellular component: nucleus. The record is from RefSeq and is a predicted model, not a curated record.
AGAGAGAGAGCGCGAGCGCAGAGAGGGAUAAACAGAGAGCGCGAGAGAGCGAGACUAUAGGAACGCAGCGGCUCGUGUGUGUGUGCGCGUGUGUGUGUGUGAAGGUACGCUCGCUCGGUGGUUAGAAACGACUGGCGGGGCGGAUAUGGAGGGGCUCGGGAAAAACGCUGGGAAGUGACCGAGCACCGAGACCAAGAGAGAAGAGAGGAGAGAGGAAGGAAGGAAGGACGGACGGACAGCACGGAAGGAAGGAAGGAAGGAAGGAAGGACGGAAGGAAAGGAGGAGAGGAGGAGAGAGAGAAGUGUGACAGAGGAGAGGAAGACUGUGAAGAAGGGGCUCGUCUGGAACACACAAGGAUCCUAAGGAGUGAGCCCUGGGCUGGAUGGGACCCACCAUGCCCCCCAGUAAGAAGGCCCAGAGCCCCAGUAGUGGAGCCAGUGCCUCGCAGGGUAUGAGCCCGCCGUAUCGGCAGGGGGACGCCGCCACAGCAGCAUCCGAGGCGGAGGCGGCCGACCUCUCCCUGUCCCUGUCCGCCUCCUUCUCCAAGGCCGAGGACGAGGAGCUGACCAGCCUCUCCUGGCUCCAUGAGAGCACCGACCUCCUCAACAGCUUCAGCCACUCGGGGCUGCGUAGCGUCUCCCCCCUGCAGGACCCCGACGGUCAGCACCCGCGGUCACCCUCCUCCUCGUCUCCAUCCCCGGAUGACCCCCUGCUCGGUGAUGCCCACUCGGCGUACGACCUAGCAGCGGGGGCAAACAGGAAACCGCCGUACUCCUUCAGCUGUCUGAUCUUCAUGGCUAUCGAGGACGCGCCGAACAAGCGGCUGCCGGUGAAGGAUAUCUACGGCUGGAUCCUGGAGCACUUCCCUUACUUUGCAAGCGCUCCCACUGGCUGGAAGAACUCAGUGCGCCACAAUCUGUCGCUCAACAAGUGCUUCAAGAAGGUGGAUAAAGACCGGAGCCAGAGCAUAGGCAAAGGCUCUCUGUGGUCCAUAGAUCCGGAGUACAGGCACAACCUGAUCCAGGCGCUCAAGAAGACGCCGUACCAUCCCUACUCGCCCGGCCUGGCCACCCCCUCCACCUCUCCACCCACCCUGCCUCAGACAUUUCACCACAGUCCUCCAUUGUGGUCGGGGAGUCCCCUCUUCAGAAAGAACGGAGGAGUUCUCCUACAAGUUCCUCGUGGUGUGAUCCAAAAUGGCGCCCGCGUCAGGAGCCAGGCACUUUUCCCUGUGAUAAGACCCCUACCUGUAAGCCCUGUGGGGAGUAGAACCUCGGCCAUACGAUCAUCCCUGGGAGAUUAUCUAAGCCGAGGACAGGACAGCCCUUCCCGCUACUCUCCUCCGCUCUGCAGCGAGGACCUCCAGGACGACCACACUUACAGCACCGCCAAAUCCCCCAGCAGGCUGUGCUCCUCCCAGGCCGGCACCCCUUCCUCCCCUCUGGACGACGACGACAUCAUCGCCGUGGAGAUCCAAUCAGACGUCAAGCCUGAGCCCCGGGAGAUCCCUCUGGAUUCUCACAUCACCGCCACCGCCGCCGCUACCUACAUUUCCCAGCAGCCCCUGCGCGGACAGAGACGUAGCUCGGGGCCGGGAGCUGGGACUCUGGCAGGGAGCAGCUUGCCCUGGACCAAAAACCGAGCGAGGGGCAUUAGCGACACGCUGCCGCUGAAGAAGCGGCGCGCGGCGGCGGUGGAGAAGCCGCCGGAGAGCGACGACGAGGAGAUGAAGGAGGCGGCGGGGUCGCUGCUCCACCUGGCGGGGGUCAGAGCCUGCCUCAACAACAUCACAAACCGCACCGCCAAGGGCCAGAAGGAGCAGAAAGAGGCCCUGAGAAACUAACACAUAGAACAAGUACAUGACAAACACAUACAGCUCACACACAUGAACACACACAGACACGUACACACAAAUAGGUCAACAGGUAACGUUACUACAGCAUUAGUCUCAACGGACACUUCUCAUCUCCCUCUAUCUAUCUGCAGGGCAUUAGGUGAAUCCUACUUAUUUGUGGCAAUAUCAAAAAUCUAUGUUUUCCUACAUGUUCAGCAACACUAACAUCAAUGGGUAUCUCUCAUGUGUCUUUGUUGUUUUUGUUGUUUAAAAGGGGAUGAAAGCCAUACACAAAAAAAAAAAGAAAAAAAAAACGAGCAUGUUUUGUCACUAAUUUGGACGACACGACAAAACGGAAUCACAUUGAGGAGCGUUACAGUACAUAAACACAGAAGAAGAUGGCUGUUUGUCUUACCUGUUUGUUUCUAUGUGAAUCUGUAGCAAUCUCGCAGUGAUGCCAGCAAAGACGGCAGAGCCUGUUUAACAAGACUUAGAGCUCUCGCGGCCGCCGCUCUAAACGCUAAAGCGUCACUCUCCGACAUCCACGAGCACAAAUGUGAGACUGUGCCAAAGAUAAGCGACCAGGUUGCUUCAUGUAGCCGAUACGACAGCUGACAAAAAAACACACACACACACACACAAAAAAAAACCACAAGAAGGCAUAGUGAGCGGGGGAGGGGGAGGGGGGGGGGGUGACCGAAAAUAAUUGUAAAACCCAAUGUGAUAUAUAUUCAUGCACUUAAGAUUAUUUAACACCACUUAUAAUAGAAGCAUCAUGGGUAAAGACAUGGUUUAUUUCAAGAGCACUCAUAGUAUUUAAGAUAGAUAUUUUAAAAUAAAAAAAAAGGUCAUGUUUAUCACCAUAGAGAUGGAUAGUGUGCCGGGUCUGAGGCAAUAUCUCCUUCAUUUUGUUGUUGUUGUUGCAUAAUGUAAACGUCCCUUAAACCUCCCCAGUACUUCUGUCCAUAGACGUAGACACCUGGUAUAGAUAAUAUGGUCGCUACCAGUAGCCGCCACACCUUCCUCUUCAUUUUGACAGUGUCAAAGAACUAUAUACAUGAACUGUGGGUUUAGAUUUCUGUUUGUGUCUGUUUACCCUCACUCUACCUUCAUAAAGAUAUAAGCAAUUUGUCCCGUGUGGACAACUCUGUAAAAAGGUUAGAAAAUAUUUUAUUUUUUUCCUUUCUUAAUUGAAGCAAUUUGACCUGCAGGACUUUCUCAGUUAUAUUGCAUGGGUGCUUGUAAAUAAGAUAAAAAGCAAAUCUUUUUUAUUCAAAGAUCAUGUAAGAUAAACGAUGUAUUUAGCAUGAAGCAUGACUUAUUUUCAUAUAAACCUUGAUCCUAGAGGAAAGAAAAAAAGUUUUGCCGCCAAUUCUUAUACCCGUGAUUAUAUUGGAUUUUUGUUGUUGUUGUUCCUUUGAAUCUUUUGGGUUCCUUUUUUUGUUUUGUUUUGUUUGUUUUGUUUUUUUCUGAGCGGGCUUUCAAAGACACGUCUUCAGGGAGGAGCGUGGGGGGAGAUCACUCUGCAAUUUUUAAGAGGCCCUCUGGGCUUCAGGUUCAGGCUACGUAGGCCAGCUGAAUCACCUCUUAGGGGUGGGCUUCCUUCUUCUUCUGCCUGUACAGUGGUUUUUAGGUGUUCAAUGUUAACCCCAGUGUUAUUUCAGAACACAUCUGUAGAGUGUGUGAGUUUGUGUGCCCAAGGAACACACACCCUUUAACAUUGUGCCUGCCUGCCUGCCUGCCCUCAGUACCUCUGUUGUCAUGUCUCUGACAUGUUUGGACAGAACGUCUUUAUUUAUAACAGUAUUGUUUCUUUUCUUUGUGUUUUCCUCUCGCCUGUGUGUAAAUGUACGUGUCCUUAUUUUCCAUCUGUGUACGUGUUUGGAUCAGACGGGGAAACUUUGUAGGUGUCCUGAAAGAACCUCAUAUCUCCAAAAAGGCUACAAAGAAGUUGAAAAGAAAGAGGAAUGUAGGAGACGGCAUAAAAGACAGAUUUUCUUUUCAUUUACAUACAGUAUUGUUAACCCUUUGAUUAAAGGAUGAAGAUGUCAAGCUUGCAUAUUUAUCUCAAGAACCCAGUCCACAGAUAAGAUGGUUUGUUGAAUAUAUUUCGCCACUCUGCAAGGUGCAUGUGAAUCGUGAAAACACUGACUACGUUUACAUGCACAAAAUAUUCCACUUUUUCCCUUAUUCCAAAAAUGACAAUACGCCCACUGAGCUGUUAACAUGGUGAAAAACAUAAUAGAUAUUCCACCAAUAUUCCUGUUCACAUGCAGCUGUGCAUACUCCCAUUACCCUGCCCUUACUUGUUUAUCACUUCAAAAUCUAGAAAAGUGAAAUGUCUGUUAUUUUACUUUCUUUCUGGCAGCGCACCUGUUACACCGUGCAAACACAGCCUCCGUCUGUCAUUCCUGUAACACCUUCUUGAAAAGGUCAAUGUGUGGAGAUUAACUUGUCUCAUUAUUUGUGUGAAUAGAUCACAAAAUAAAAUACCUUCCACAAAUACAAAAAAAGAUGUGUGAACUCAAAAAAUAUUUUGCCAAAAAUAAAAUAGAUCUGCAAAUGCACACAUUUAACAGUUUAAAAAAAAUCUUUGAAUACGUUUAAUUAAUUUACAAAUACAUGAAAAGCAUUUGUGAUUAUCUUCCUAACAUUUAUAACGUUCAAAAACAGAUAUUUGUGAAUCUUAAUUUUACGCAAACUGAGUCUUUUUUUUUUAGUUUUGGAAUUUGUGUAUGUGCAGAUCUGUGUAAUAUAAAAAUCUUUUUUGUAUUUGUGUACAUUGUUUUAUAGUUUUUAUUUACACAUUUACGCAGAAAUUGUUGAUCUCCUCACACAAAUAAUACCAAGACAAAUCUAUCUCCAUAUCAGUGUUUUGAUAUUUGCACGAAUCCAAAAAACUGUUGAUUUCCAGGUCUGUCAUAAUAUUUAAAAGAAGCUGUGUUUCUUCUUCCGACCAGAAAUGUGGGUUUGAAUUUUGGGCAUGCAUCCAGACCAUCCUGAUGAUGUGAGCUCAACAUUCUGUCUCUCUCUCUGUAUCAGUCUGGACUCGCUGUUGCUCCAAACACUCUCCGGAAAUUAAAGUCCAAUCAGGGCCACUUAGAGAUUCAAACUGUAGUUGACAACGUAAGCAGCCAGUCAGAGACUAUGUUGUAGUUCAUGAUGUAAAAUGCAGGCCACAGCUUGCAGAACAGCAAGUAAAGUAAACACAGCAAUAAGUGACGUUAUUGCAGAAAGAGAACAAGAGGAUGCAAUCGGAGAGUUUCUUGGACAAAAAGACGUUUUCGCCGUUCUUCUGACUGCAUUUGGCGCGAAACAGGAUGUUGAGCUCACAUCAUCAGGAUGGUCUUACCAGGCGUGUAUCUUUACACCAGCCUUGCAAACUGUUGGCAAGUUGGUUUGUGUACAACUAACAGGCAAGAAGCCAUCGGAUGCAAACUGUGGUAAAAAGCCCAACUGAGACGCAUGUUCUGGAUGCACUGGAUACAUGUCCAAAGAAUGCUCCUACAACCUGAAUGAUACAGGCUAGGGCUGCCUCUUAAAGCGGGAAAUUCAAAUCAUCAGUCGGAGACACAGUCAGUCGACUGAGAUUGCUUCAAGUCAAGCAAUCUGGGUUUUGUUUUUCUGGUCCGUGUGCUCUCAGGACGUUUUAGUCUCCAGAUUUUUGCUGUGGAGUGAGCGCUCUUCACUUUCAUGCUUUUCUUUGGUACAGACAGCUGUGGACACAAUGCAGCAGCAGCUGUAAAUUUACAGCUCACAGAUACUUAAUACGACACAGUUGCUGGCUUUUCGGCAAAAAAUGUUGCACAUUACCAAUCUGUCGUCAGCGCUGUUAGCUUGUUUACCUGAUUUCCUGCUGAGCCCUGUUCAAACUUAAAAACUUUAUGUGGAAAAGAAAAGAAAGAAUCGUCAAAUAUUCGUAUUAAACAGCCCAAAUAUACCAGCAUAUCCCACGUCUUAAUUGGAAAAUGCUAAAUUCUGAAAACCUUAAAGAAUAUGCUGUUUACAUGGCCCCUAUCAAAUUCUGAAUAUUGUCAUAUUGGGAAAAACUGUGGAAUAUUAGUGUGCAUGUAAACGGAGCCACUGACCUGAUUGAAGAGCAGCAUUUGACAUUUUUGCAUCAGAAGUGAUAUAAACACUGCACUGCCAUUAUACAGCAUGCUUUGCUGAAGCAGGAAUGCAUUAAAGUAUUAAUUUCCCCACAGCUGCGGAGAUGCAGUACAUAUAAAAAGCAGCUUUGCAGGAGGAAGUGUCAGUUGUAGCAGCAGUCAGACGAGUUUUUUUGUGUUUAAGCUCAAUGGAGUGAUUGUCAGCGAGCCAAGCAGGCAAACAAAUGCAUGUCCCAUCCACUGGUACAGUCCUCUGCCACCUGUAGCAUGCAUCACUGGCUUUGCAUUUUGUAUGGUAUCCAUGCCUACAUAAAAAAGGCUAAAAGGAGACACUGUCAGUGUUCUUGUUGUGUGCCAUCCGUCUCUCGUCUGAUAUCUGUCUGAGUGCUCCCGCGGCCCAGGUCAAGCACUCUGCUGUAUUUGCAGCAACAAUCCACUGUUGUGGUGACUAAUACGUGUUCAGCUGGCAAGAGGCAUGUCGAGGGGAGAAUGUGUUGCUUUAGCAACCACCUUUUUUCCUCUGACUCACUCAGCGACAUGCAGGAAAGAUGAACUCCUGACCUGCGAGUCCUGGAAAAACACAUCAAAUAUACCGUGGACAUUUUAAAGCAAAGAAAAUAUAUGUCACUGCCUGAAAAGCCCCAAAAACAAGUGUUCGUUUCAAACCUGCCAAACAUACGAUGAAAAAAAAUACAGUUGCCAUUUUUUAUUUGUUGGUGUUUUUAUGCACAUUUUCAUUUUCUGUUUUGUUUUCUCUCUCUGACAAAAUUAUCUACAAUACUGCCAUUAUUUCUGGUGACUGUCUGAGCUGAAUAUUGGAAAGCCAUAGGUUAGAGAUGUCAAAAUGCAAAACUGUUAUUGAUCUGUGAGAUGUGAUGCAGAGUGCACCCGGGUGUUGUUUUUAUUUUUUUAUUUUUUUUCCAGUAAAUGUUCAUUUCUCUCCUUAUUGUGCAAUCAUAUUGCCAAAGAAUGAUUUCAAGACCUAUUUCAUCACUACAUGUAAAUAUCAACGUUGUCCAAUACCGUGGCAAAAAAUAUAUAAAUGUUGUUUUAUUUUGUUUUCCAUUUUCUGAAAAACUGCAAUGAUGUUUAUGUGAUGUAUUGUCUUCCAGUUGGUUGCAAUAAUAAAAAAUACGAGUUGCAGAAGA